ACACUACCAUUGCACUGGCAACGCUGCCGAGAUGUGCAAGUCGUAUAUACACAAAGAAAAUUGAUAAAAAAAAAUUCAAAUAUAAAUCAUGAAAUUCUUAGCAAACAACUGCUAAUGCACUCAAAUCACUUAUCACCGCUAGCACCGAGCACAAAACCGCACACCAUUCAGACCGCAGGGGUCGCGCCCGCACACACACCCACACCAAACGCCAACAAAAUGCAUGCCGCCUCGAUGACGUCGGUGGAGGUGCUGCUGAACGAGUUCUACCAGCCGACGACGAGCAAUGCCCGAAAACGUGAGAUCGAAACCAAUUUGUUGGCAUUCAAAUCGCAGCCGGAGGCCUGGCAGCUGUGCCUGCGCGUCGCAACCGCUAGCAAUAGCUUUACAGAGAAUCAAUUCCUAUGGUUCUUUAGCACCUCAACGCUGGAGCAUACGAUAACGCGCCGCUGGACACAGCUGACGGCGGCGGAUCGUACGCUGUUGCGCGAAACGCUCUGGCAUAGCUAUGCCCAGCUGGUGGUGCUCACCGGCGCCCGACGGCAUCGGGAUACAUUGGCGCAGCUAAUUGCGCUGCUGGGCAAACGUGAAUUUCCCGAACAGGAUCCCAAUUAUAUGCAGCACUGCAUGGAGCUGACCAAGACACGUUUCUGUCUGGGCAUCAAUCUGUUGCGCGUCACAUCCGAAGAGGUGGUCAGCAAUCGCGGCGACCUGACCACCGAAUGGAAGCAAUACUUUCACUCAUGCGUUUCCAUGUGUAUACCCGAUGUUCUGGAGCUGCUCACCAAAUAUCUACUAAUCGCUGUCUGUCAUAUCAAUGGCAAAGACAUACACACGACCAUACCCAGCACCUUCAUGGAUUUCAGUCUAACCACAGCGCUGCCAAAUGACAAUCAAUUAAGUUCCUCUGUACUGGAGCUGCUCAGCUGUGUACAGCAUUUGGUCAGCUGGAUAUGCACCGAACUGAUCUCGGAAUACUUCCUAAUGAGCAUACUUGAUUUAUCGCAAUGGCGUCAAAACAAUGAGCCCAUCUCCCUGGCCGCCCUCUCGGUGCUAAACGAGCUGCUCUAUCUGCAAAAGGUGUUGCCCUUUGCCGGUACAUUGAUGAACGGCGUCAGCGGCCUGCUGGAACAGCAUAAUCGUAGCAAACAACAGAGCGAAAUGUAUAGCGAUAAGUUUCGUGAACUGUUGCGUUUGUAUACCACCAAAUAUGCGGCGAAAUUGUUUCAGGAGCCCGAAGUGCUUGAGCCAUUUCUUAAUCAACUUUAUCGCUGCACCACCAAAUUACACGGCGCUCUAGACUUUACCGAAAAGCUGGACAUUUGGACGCCCAUCAUCAAGGUGAUUGCAGAGCAGCCAACGCAGAUGACGGCCUUUCAUGGUGAUAUGAUGAUGAAGCUGGUGGAUGAGAUAAUGCGACGUACACAAUUUGAGAUUAACAAGCCCGAGCUGGAGCUGCUGGACAAUGAGCUCAUGGAGGACGAUCAAACACCGACAACGGAAUGGCAACAGUUUCUGGACCAGUGCUUCGAAUGCCUGGCCCUGCUGGCAAGCACACGCGGUGCACACAUCGUGUUUGCCCAAGUCUUUGCCCAUUGGUCCCGUCCGCAGACUUAUCUGUUGUCGCUGGAACUGGCCCUGGAUCAUGGCAGCGGACGUUGUUAUGAGAUGGCACGUAAACUGAAAACGGCAAAUGUUGGCGAAAUAUUGCGUGAUUUUGCGACCGUGUGUCAGGCCGUGGUGCGUCUGGCUCCACUCAUGGAUCCAACGCAAGCGGCAGCCGAUGUUAGGGGCGAAAUGGAGAGCCAGCUGCAGGUGCUAUCGGAUCGUUUGCUGCAAACGCUGCAUCUGCUCGCCAGCAAUCGCGUCGGCGGAAGCGAAGCGGAAAAGGCGAGCUUCCAGACCGAUAUGGACAAUCUUUACGCUCAAGUUCUAAUGGCCAUACGCAGCAUAUUUCCGCUGUCGCGUUGUCUCAAUAGCGAACAGCUGCUGCAUCGACUCUUUGCCGUAUUGGGCAGCAUAUUUGCGGGCAAUCCAUCGCCAUCGGCGGGUUCACCGAUUGUACAGCAGGCGGCGAGCGAGGUGCUGCUUUUUAUAGCGACUGUGAUACGACCCAAAUGUCUGCUGGAUAUACCCGAAAUACAGAGCCUAAUGCAGGCGGGACCACGGCUGGGCGCCCAACUACCGCGUCAGGUGUGCGUCAAUGUGCACAUCAGUCUGGUCAGCUAUAUGGUGUUGCCCUGGAAGAAUGUGCCCGAACUGCAGCAGGAUUAUCAGCGUCGUCAAUGGAUGUUGCGGGAGUAUAUCGAUGCAUUGUCACGCAAUUUCCUUGAGCUCGAACUGCCCGCCGCGGGCGAGAGCAAAGUGGCGGCCACAACGCUCAGCCUGUUGGGCACCUUUACGUCGCUCAUCGAGCACUUCAAGGCGACGGGCGCUCAUGCCAAGGAUAUGCUGGCGCACACCUUUAAGCCCAUUUUGAACAAGGCGCUGGUUAUCUUCAAUAGCUUUGGAUUGAGCAGCAUUGCCAUGGCCAUUACCGUCGCCGACUUCAGUCUGAGCAUGCUGCGCACCCUGCCCAUACAUUUGGGUGCACAAUUCAUCAGGGAGAUGAUCACAUUGUUCAUCGAUGUCAGCAGCAGGGAACAAUUGACGCUCAGCCGGCUGGCUGUUAUGGAGAAGGUGUUGCAAAUGUUUCAGCUAAUUGUGGAGCAGCCGGGCAACGGGUCACUGGUGCUGAUGCCCAGCAUUUUGACGUUUAGCACACAACAGAUAUUGCCGCUGCUGCAGCAACAGAAUGCGGCAACGGAUAGCAGCGAGAUAACCAGCCUGCUAUUUGCGCUCUUCGACAGCGUGCUCACCUGCAAGUGGCAAUUCUUCUACAAGAAUCAGCUGAGCAAUGGCCAUGGCAAUGGUCAUGCCAAUGGACAGCAGCAGUCAACGGCGUCAUCGCCGCCGCACAAUUUCAAUUGCAGCGACAAUCUGCAUCCGGAACACUUUAUGGCCAUUAUGAAUGCGUAUGGCCAGAUGCUGGUCAGCGGCACAGAUCCCAGUAAUGUGCGCAGCGUUUUGGUCUCCAUGCAGAAUGUGAACGAACGGAGUCGCCUCUAUCAGCGGGCCCUGUUCAAGGAGCAGCUGUUGGCCUCCUUUCAGCGGGCGCUGCUCAAUCUGCUGUCGAGCGGCGAGGGUGCGCUCCACUGUGAUCUGAUUGCACAGGCACUGUAUGCCAUGGGUCAGGUGGAUCGUCGCCAGCUGCACGAGAGCUUCGUGAAUGCGGCAUUGCCAGUUCCGCAAACAGCGCUCGAGGAAAUAUGCCAGACAACUGACAUUCCAACGUUUACGCAGAAACUGACGCAGCUCAUGCAGGACGCGCACUGCGCGCAUCUCAAUGAGACGACGUAAGCGAAUGCGCCAAAUGGAAAAAAAAAAAAAAGAAAAAGAGAAACACAUCAAGGAACACCCGCACACCGAAACAAUCCCUCAUCGUGUCUUCGUCCCUGUUAUAUCAUGUUGUUUUGUAUAUAUGUACUUGUGCGAGUCUAGAUAUAUAUCUAUAUUUAUAUAUAUAUGUAUAUAUAUAUAUAAAUGCAUAUAUAGAUAUUUGCGAUAACUGUGCUGUCGGGCCAGCCAGUGUCCCCUUUCCCUGCUGGUGUGUUCCUGUAUAACUAUAUUUAUGCAACUUCUGUGGUUUUUAUGUCCUCGUCAUAAGUCUGUUGAGGUCUAUUGAGAAAUUCACAAACAAUUUAUAAAAGACAAUGUUAGCUUGUAAUGCGAUUCCGUUAUAUAAAGAAAGAGAAAAAGAUCAAGAAAAUCAGAAAGAAAAUAAACAAAAAAAAGAAACAGAAAACAAAUUUAAGCAAAAUAAACUAUUAUAAUGCCCAUAUACUAUA
Drosophila virilis is the source of this 3887-nucleotide messenger RNA. It is a transcript of the gene ebo, whose product is annotated as ellipsoid body open. The record is from RefSeq and is a predicted model, not a curated record. Gene Ontology annotation, biological process: protein export from nucleus. Gene Ontology annotation, molecular function: nuclear export signal receptor activity; small GTPase binding. NCBI's taxonomy places the organism in Eukaryota, Metazoa, Arthropoda, Insecta, Diptera, Drosophilidae.